This is a messenger RNA of Acaulospora colombiana, 786 nucleotides long. The record is from the annotation of a GenBank genome assembly. NCBI's taxonomy places the organism in Eukaryota, Fungi, Glomeromycota, Glomeromycetes, Diversisporales, Acaulosporaceae.
UUAAACGAGGCCGUUACAGACCUAGCCCUAUAUGAUAUUGUUCAUACCCCCGGAGUAGCUAAAGAUUUAAGUCAUAUCAAUACUCCUGCUAAAGUUGCUGGCUACAUGGCUCCAGAUGACCUAAAGCAAGUCUUGACGGGCGCUCAUCUAGUUAUUAUUCCUGCAGGCAUUCCCCGUAAACCCAAUAUGACGAGAGACGACUUGUUUAAGACAAACGCAGGUAUCGUUCGCCAGCUGGCAACUGCCAUUGCCCAAUAUGCUCCUGAUGCUUUCGUUCUUGUUAUUUCAAAUCCUGUAAAUUCUACUGUUCCGAUUGUUGCCGAAACUUUCAAGAAAAUUGGAGUCUUUAAUCCAAAAAGACUUUUUGGCGUAACAACUCUUGACGUUGUUCGGGCAUCCACGUUCGUUAGUGAGACCACCGGUAUUGAUGUUCGCGAAAUUCGGGUUCCAGUUAUUGGUGGACAUAGCGGUAUAACUAUUAUUCCUCUUUUGUCGCAAACUAAGCCACAUCAUAGUUUUACCCAAGAACAGAUUGAAGAACUGACAAAACGAAUUCAAUACGGUGGUGAUGAAGUUGUAAAGGCUAAAGGUCAAGGUUCUGCCACUCUUUCAAUGGCUUAUGCCGGCGCUCGUUUUGCUUCGCAUAUUUUAGACGCCUCUGUCAAAGGAGUUGCUGGAAUUGUUGAGCCUUCUUAUGUUUGCCUUGAUGUCGACACGGAAGGCGCCGUGCAUAUCAAAAAUAAUGUUGACGGCCUAGAGUACUUUUCUUCUAAAGUUGAGUUAGGA